This is a messenger RNA of Microthlaspi erraticum, 552 nucleotides long. The record is from the annotation of a GenBank genome assembly. Lineage: Eukaryota; Viridiplantae; Streptophyta; Magnoliopsida; Brassicales; Brassicaceae.
AUGGAUUUCAUCAAGACCAGUUCCCUGCGUGCUCUGAUUGAGUUAACUUUCCAACGCAAGUGGAACGGCCUCAUUUGGAUGAGUAGAAAAGGAGUUAUAGCCAAAAGAGUGAAGACUGUCCAGCGGCUCUAUCGAGAAUCGCGGCCAAGCCGUGCAGAGCGGCCGGCCGAGGAACGAAUGUUCCGGCUCGGCCAAAAUCUCCGUCCAUCUCGGCCAAAGUUCAACCGUUCCGGCCGAUACGCAUCACGACCCGGGAAACAAUGCCCGCGGUCGGCCACGCCACACCACUCACGAUGCCGCGCACGACCAUGCCGCGCGAGCCGGGAAGCAACGCCUCGCGGCCGCGCAACCUACUCACGUACCACGGCCGAUGCGCCGUCCGAGCCGGGAAGCCACGCCCGUCCGGCCGAGAAACCAUCGGCCAAUCCUUCACCGUCCGACCACAGCCGGCCGACCGAGAAAUCAUCCGGCCACGACCGUUCCGACACGACCACGACCCGAUGUCCGGCCGACCGUGUCCGAACGCCGCGGUCGACCCGAAGCCGUUUUUGA